Dryobates pubescens (Downy woodpecker) is the source of this 2819-nucleotide messenger RNA. RefSeq names its product G3BP stress granule assembly factor 2 (gene G3BP2). Gene Ontology annotation, cellular component: ribonucleoprotein complex; cytosol. Lineage: Eukaryota; Metazoa; Chordata; Aves; Piciformes; Picidae. The record is from RefSeq and is a predicted model, not a curated record. The transcript is spliced from 12 exons. The coding region runs from base 281 to 1732 and encodes 483 amino acids. Gene Ontology annotation, molecular function: mRNA binding.
UCUUCCUUGCCUGCUGCCUUGCCUAGACAUUUGCAUUUUGAGAAAGGAAAGUAGAUGAAGCUUCUUUGGAAAGCUGGAGGGGAUCUCCUGGGCACGGAUGCUGGUGCUUAUGAGUUCAGCCUCCUUGACCUGAACUGGGGAAAGCAACUUGCUGGGUGCUGGCAGCCAUCACAAAGACUUCCAGAGUGCUGGAGAUCCUUUAUGGCAUGGAUCACCUGCCAGACAGCAUGGAGGGCUGGGAGCAUAGCAAGUCAAACUUUUGACACUGAGUACCAAAGAAAUGGUGAUGGAGAAGCCAAGUCCCCUGCUCGUGGGGCGGGAGUUCGUGAGACAGUACUACACCCUGCUAAAUAAAGCUCCUGACUUCUUGCACAGGUUCUAUGGCAGGAAUUCUUCCUACGUGCACGGGGGGCUGGAUGCCAGCGGGAAGCCGCAGGAAGCGGUGUACGGCCAAGCUGAGAUACACAAGAAGGUGAUGUCCCUGCAGUUCAGCGAGUGCCACACCAAGAUCCGCCACGUGGACGCCCACGCCACGCUGAGCGACGGCGUGGUGGUGCAGGUGAUGGGAGAGCUCUCCAACAACGGGCAGCCCAUGAGGAAGUUCAUGCAGACUUUUGUGCUUGCUCCAGAGGGCUCUGUUCCAAACAAGUUCUAUGUCCAUAACGAUAUCUUCAGAUACGAAGAUGAAGUAUUUGGGGAUUCAGAAGGAGAGCUUGAUGAAGAGUCUGAGGAAGAGGUGGAAGAGGAGCAGGAGGAAAGGCAGCCAUCCCCUGAGCCUGUGCAAGAGAACGCCAGCAGCACUUACUACGAAAACCACCCUGUGACCAAUGGGAUAGAGGAGGCACUGGAGGAGUCAUCUCAUGAACCUGAGCCGGAGUUGGAAUCAGAAACGAAACCCGAGGAGCUGAAAGCUGAAGCGGAAGAGAAGACCCUUGAGGAGCUGGAAGAGAAGUCUCCAUCUCCACCUCCUGUAGAACCUGUUUCACUACCACAAGAACCACCAAAGGCUUUCUCUUGGGCUUCAGUGACCAGUAAAAACCUGCCUCCUAGUGGUACUGUUUCUUCCUCUGGAAUUCCACCCCAUGUUAAAGCACCAGUCUCACAGCCAAGAGUUGAAACUAAACCUGAAGCUCAGUCUCAGCCCCCUCGUGUGCGUGAGCAGCGUCCCAGGGAGCGGCCGGGCUUCCCACCCCGCGGCCCUCGGCCAGGGAGAGGGGACAUGGAGCAGAACGAGUCGGAUAAUCGCCGGAUCAUCCGCUACCCAGACAGCCACCAGCUCUUUGUGGGCAACCUGCCUCACGACAUCGACGAGAGCGAGCUGAAGGAGUUCUUCAUGAGCUUUGGAAACGUGGUGGAACUUCGCAUAAACACCAAAGGAGUGGGAGGAAAGCUGCCCAACUUUGGCUUUGUGGUGUUUGAUGACUCUGAGCCCGUCCAGCGCAUUUUAGUUGCCAAACCCAUUAUGUUCCGGGGCGAGGUGCGCCUCAACGUGGAGGAGAAGAAGACCAGAGCCGCCCGCGAGAGGGAGACGCGCGGCGGCGAGGAGCGCCGGGAGCUGCGGCGCAGCGAGCGCGGCCCCGGGGGGCCCCGCGGCAUAGUGGGUGGCGGCGGCGGCAUGCUGCGGGAGCGCGACGGCAGAGGACCCCCGGCGCGGGGCGGCAUGGCGCAGAAGCUGGGCUCCGGCCGCGGCAGCGGGCAGAUGGAGGGGCGCUUCGCCGGGCAGCGCCGCUGAGGGGCCUCCCCCGCCCGCCGGCGCGGCGUCCAUCGUGUUUGCAUUCUCGUUCAUUUCUUUUGGCUUUGGAAUGUGACACAGCCCUCCCGAUCAUUUCUUUGAUGUGAGAAGCAUCCUUUGGUUUCCAGUUUCAAUCGAGGUGGACGUCGGUUCCCCCCAGUUCACACCAGGAGUCACACUGUUAAUUUAUCGAUGUAGACUUGGAGAAACGAGGACUGAGAACAAACAAAACAAAGAACACAAAACAACAGACCGGUGAACUAUCUGCAACAACGGUGACCUAAGGGACAUGCCCAGUCGAAUUCGGGGUCCUUGCAGUCCAAACCCCUCUGCUGCACACUUGGUGCCAGCGUUCCUGUUUCUGCCUCUUCCCGUUGGAAACACAAACAGUGCAAUCUGUGCAAUUGGAGAAGCUUGCCUGGUUUCUUUUAUUUCUGUUGGUUGGUUGGUGGUUGGUUGUUUUUUUUGGGUCCCUCUUAGAACACUCAGCUCAGACAGACUUGUGUUUACGCACUCAUCCGAUGCACUGAUGGCUACUCUGAACUCGUGGCUGCGACAUCUGCAGGAGGCCUCGGAGGAAACAGCCCCUUUCAUCCUCCCCCUCAGACAGGAUAGCCUGGGAAGCGAUGUGGGCAUCCGAUCUGCUGGCUGUGACCGACGCCUGUACACACCCAAACCUUAACCAGACUACACACCUCUUAUUCCAGAAGGAAUCCCUUUAGCUGUAAACAGAAGCAGAACCCAGAGCUCCGGGGUCGUGGCCCUGAGUAGGCAACCGGUUUGAUAGCUCACGUCAGGUGUUUUUCUACCUGCCCCUCUGCAGUACAGGGAUGGCUGCCCGACACACUCCUCCCGCCCCGGCCCCCUCGCUAAGCGUUGUACAGUGAAACUUGUCCUGACUGUAUUUGAGUUCUCUGGUAAUGUAAUAAGCAUGAUGGUGCCUUCUCUGAACACAUCAUUCCAGUCUUGCUGGUGACUUUGUACAGUAACCGUGUAUCAAUUACUGUGCUUGCCAAGCCAGUCGGCUGCAAAGCCUUGAAAGGAAAUCGUGGAGGGGAAAAAAAAGUUAAUUGUAUUAAAAAAACAA